CCCAUACUGAGACACCAAACCCACAAGAAGAAGCAGAGCAAUUUGCAAAACAAACCAAGGAGGCGAUCGAACUCUGCUGCUAGCGGCAAUGGCCACUAAGAUCUACAUCGUGUACUACUCAACCUGGGGACACAUUGCGACCCUGGCGGAAGAGAUGAAGAAGGGCGCCGAGUCCGUCCCCGGCGUCGAGGUCACCGUCUGGCGGGUGCCCGAGACGCUGCCAGAGGACGUGCUGGGGAAGAUGCACGCAGCGCCUGGGCGUGAGGAUCAUCCCGUCAUCACGGCGAGGCAGCUGGCCGAGGCCGACGGCAUCCUGUUCGGCUUCCCGACACGGUUCGGCAUGAUGGCGGCGCAGAUGAAGGCCUUCUUUGACUCCACCGGCGGCCUCUGGCAGGCGCAGUCCCUCGCCGGCAAGCCCGCGGGCGUCUUCUUCGCCACAGGCACCCAGGGCGGCGGACAGGAGACCACAGCUCUCACGGCCGUGACGCAGCUGACGCACCACGGCAUGCUGUUCGUGCCCGUCGGAUACACGCACGGCGCGGGCAUGUUCUGCAUGGACGAGGUCAAGGGCGGCAGCCCGUACGGAGCUGGCACCUUCGCCGGCGCCGAUGGCAGCAGGGUACCCAGCGACGCCGAGCUCGCCUUGGCGGCGCACCAGGGGAAGUACUUCUCUGGCGUCACCAAGAAGCUCAAGGCCGUCUGAAGUCUGAUCGCCAGCCUCACGAUAAUGCAUGCGAUCUUGAGUGCAAGAUGAUUUUACACAGUCGUGAAACAAUUUAAGCUGUAAUGAUUUAAUUUCUUGUUUGGAAAUAAUAACGUGAGAAUUUAUUCUGUGUGCAA
Messenger RNA from Triticum dicoccoides, 840 nucleotides. RefSeq names its product quinone-oxidoreductase QR2-like. Gene Ontology annotation, cellular component: membrane. Gene Ontology annotation, molecular function: NAD(P)H dehydrogenase (quinone) activity; FMN binding. Lineage: Eukaryota; Viridiplantae; Streptophyta; Magnoliopsida; Poales; Poaceae. The record is from RefSeq and is a predicted model, not a curated record. The transcript is spliced from 2 exons. Bases 89 to 703 code for a protein of 204 amino acids.